AUGUUUCAACGCAGAUCAGAGGUUGGAGAGGAAUAAGGAGAAACUGUCAUAGCACUCUAUUCCUAGUAAACCAAUAUGAGUUACAUUCCUCCUGUUUAUUUAAAAAAUGGUCCAAACUAAAAUAGAUCAUGUACUAAUGUAUGUUGCUGCUUAUUGUUUUUACUGUCCAUUGGAGCUUUGGGAUACUUUUAUUUCUUGACAUACAGUAGUCAACAUAUCGAGAGACUUUACACCCCUGUAGAUUCUGAAGGAAGGGAAUGUGGUUAAGGAAAUUUGAAUAAGUUUCCUUUCAUUUAUUUCGUAACUCCAGAUGAGAAAUAUCUUUAUAGAACAGUUUGUGUGGAAAAGUGUCCUAAAUAAGAAGAUUAACAAUUGUUAUGUGCUCCAAAUAACGUAGUCAAGGACUGCCACAAUAAUGCAAGUCCAUCAGAUCCUGAGAAACGAGUCUUGAUUUAUGAUUCUGAUAAGUAUUCAGGUAACAUCUGUUUGCCAAGAGAUGAAAAUUUCAAAAAAACAGUGUAACCAGCAAUUUUAGUAGGGGAAAUUUAGUAAGCUUUAGUGAAUACCUAAGCCAAUUUGCCUAUUAUUGCUAUUAGUGGAGGGGCUGCCUUUUUGUUGGCAUUCUUUUUCACAAUUAUGAUUGGUUUGUGUACUACACUCAUAGUUUAUUUAUUCAUAUUAGUCUAUAUCUCUUUAACUGGUUUCCUUAGUGCAUAUUUUCUAUUAUAUUUCAUGAGAUCCCCUUUAGAUUUAUUUCCUUAUUUCGACAAAUCAACAUAUGCAUGGAGUCCAUAUAUGUUGGCAGCAUCAAUCACAUUUGCAGUACUAUGUGUAUAUGCAAUAUUUACAUUAUGUUGGAAUCUAAAGAAGAUGAAGUUCAUGAUAUCUCUUGUUAAAUUGGCAACAACAUUCUUGUAUUAAAACAAAACAAUCAUCAUUGUGCCUAUAGUGUUCUUUUUCUUAGUGAUGUCUACUCUAUUGAUAUGGAUAGCAAGUGCUUUGGCAGUACUUUCUGAACAAUAAAUGGAUUACUCUUUAGAUUCAUAAAUUUAUCCAUUUGAAAAAAUUCAACUCAAAUUUGAUACUUUAAUUAAAUUGAUGAUUACUGUACUAGCCUUAAUUUGGUUAAUGCAAUAUAUCCUAUCCUUGGCCAGAUUCCUAAAUGCUUCAACAGCCACACUUUGGUACUUUCAUGCAUCUUCCAACAACGGGUUUUUAUGGGAUAGUUUCAAAUUAGCUGUGCAAUACCAUAAUGGCAGUAUCACUGCUGAAGCAAUUUACAGUUUCUUUUUUAGUGGGAUAUCAAAAGCAUUCAAUCUAAUCUAUGAUUCACUUAAUCGAUGCAGAUUGAAGAGACAUAAUAUUAUUUUGAAUUGUUUUGCAUCUAUUUCUUUGUGUUUGUGCUGUGUUUGUGAGAAUUUCAUAAUGUACAUUAACAACUAUGCUUUUGUGUACAUUGUGAUGACCUCAGCAGAUUACUUUGAAUCAAGCAAAGCCGUUCAUUUCGUAAUUAAAAGAAACCAUUAAGAUUUUGAAACUCUUUCAGGAUUGGGGGAACAAUUCACUCACUUUAGCAAAAUGUUUAUAUUUCUAAUAACAACUAUCGGAACAUUCAUUUAUGUUAAGGAGUAGACUGACUUUACACUUCAAUUGUAUACUUUUGCAAUUAUUGCAUUUAUUACAUUGUCAAUAGCCACUCUAUUUAUGGAUAUGUUUGGACAAAGUGCAGAUGCCUUACUGCUUACCUACUUUACUGAUUGUGAAGUGUAGAAGUAUCAUUUCGGACUUGAUGACUGUGGUUCAUGUCCACCAUAAAUAAGAGAUUAAGUUCAACACAUAAGGGAAAAAUAAAAGAUUUACUUUGGCUGA
This is a messenger RNA of Paramecium tetraurelia, 1869 nucleotides long. RefSeq lists its product as uncharacterized. Lineage: Eukaryota; Ciliophora; Oligohymenophorea; Peniculida; Parameciidae. The record is from RefSeq and is a predicted model, not a curated record. Gene Ontology annotation, biological process: transmembrane transport. Gene Ontology annotation, cellular component: membrane. Gene Ontology annotation, molecular function: transmembrane transporter activity. The transcript is spliced from 4 exons.